CCGAGAUCCAGCCAGGCCGGAAGCCCUAGUUCCACAGCUUCCAUAGACUGAACCAGCAGGCUACAGCACAGCCUCAGAUGGAAAUAUUGUAGGAUUUCACUCUAGCCACAUGGUUUAUUCAGAUUUUUAUUUUAAAUGGGCGUCGCACUUGGCCUUACUCCUUUCCACCCUGUGUUUUGUGAUUUUAUAAUUUAUUGUUAUGCAAGGAUUUAACAUACCAAAAAGAUGAUCGGGGGCUACGUUUUUGGCUGGGGAAGCCUGCGAUCGACUGAAUGCAACACAUAGAUCUGAGGGAAAGGAUUAUUAUAUGGGUUGCAUUUGAUUUUCCUGACCUGCCCUAUCCGGAUUUCGGAUUACUCAACAUUCUUCGGAAUGGAAGGACGAGAUUUUGCUGCUCCGGCUCACCUCCUAUCAGAGCGGGGCGCCCUGGUGCACCGAGCCGCCUCUCGGAUCGCUCCCUCGGGCCACGGCUCUGUACAGCACGGCGGUCACUUCACGCCGGGGAAAUAUUACCCCUCGCACAUACCAAUGGCUCCCCACUCAGGCAGUGGAUUGAUGGGCAAUUCCUCCGCCUCCUUCAUGGGGACCUUUCUGGCCAGUAGUCUUGGUUCCCCCCCUUCCCACCCGUCUCACCCUUCUCGGCCGCCCUCCUCGCCCUCCUCACCCUCCUUCCGGGGCGGACCCCACUCCAGCGCCUCACAAAUCUGGUUUCCCCAUUCGCAUGAAGCUCCAGGGUAUCCUCGAUUCUCAGGGAGUCUGGCCCACACGUUUCUUCCCAUGAGCCACUUGGAUCACCAUGCCAACAGCGGGGUUCUCUACGGGCAGCAUCGUUUCUAUGACACGCAAAAAGAGAAUUUUUAUCUGCGAGGUCUCCCGUCCCAGCCACCCCUCAUCUCAACCAAUCACAGUCUGCCACCGAUGUCCAGGGCAGGAUCAGGACACUCUCAGGGGUCCUGCAGCAGAGACAGAGAUCCAGGCGUCGGGACAGGUCUCCAUAAGGGCCUCAAAGACGGGUCAGUGGAGAGAGGAGUUGUACCUGCCAAGGAAAAGGAAAGGGCCAGUAGCAAGCAGGAGGCAAAGGAGAGACAGCAGCAGCAGCAGCAGCAGCAGCAGCAACAACAGCAACAGCACCACAGCCACCAGCCACCCCAGCCCACACACCACCACCAUUCCCUCUCCCAUCAGCAACACCCACACUAUCCACAGCACCCACUGCCUCUGGAGGAGGUCAACAGUCGGGCCCUGGAGAGGCAUAAGGCAUCUCUCACAAUGGAGUACAGCAAGGAACACCCUCAGAGUAUGGGCAAGCCCCUCAGUGCCUGCUUGCACAAUGGAAAGAUGCAAAACGGAGAUGCAGGAACUGGCGCAGGGACUAAGGCCGCAAUGUCCAGCUAUGGGGGGGAGGGCACAGCCCUUGUGGCUAUGGGAGGUGGGGGGAGUAGCCAGGGCAGACAUAUCGGUUCCAGUAGUAAUGGUCGCUGCACCAAGGAGGGGGUAAGUGGGGAGAUGAGGAUCAGUGAACAACCUUCAGACUGUCUGGAAAGGAGUCAGGCACAGCUCCACCACUCUAUUUCCUACUCCGUUCCCCCACCCUUACACAUGGGUUCUGCUGCUGGAGGGGCACACCCCCAUCCACAUCCUCAUGCUCACCCCCAUACACAUCCACACCCAGGGGGCUUCCACUGCCUUCAACUUCACCCCAGCCACCCACACCACCCACAUCAUUCCCACCACACACACCACCACCCAGACUUUUUCUGCCCGCCCCCUCCGGCUCCUUUAGCCAACCCUGCCUCACAUGACAGGGGGCCAGCCAAUGUGGGGCGAGAACCUAAAGUCACUGGGCCUACAUUUGUGCCAUCAGUGGCAGGCCUGGGGGACAAAUCCAGUGGUCCAUUCCAGCUUGGUAACCCCGAUUGCCACGGUGUGGUUGGUGGAGGGGGUGGCGGUAAUGCCAAGGAUAAGGUUAUAGAAAAGAAUGGAGGCAGUGGGCACCAUAGUAGUUGGCACAGAAAACAACAACAACAACAACAACAACAACAACAGCAGCAACAACAACAGCAACAACAACAGCAGCAGCACCCAUACAGAAAGACAGAGAAGGCUCCGGAUUGGAUGCAAUCCCACCACCAACAUCUUCAGCCCUCACAGCUUCCUCAACCUCCACAACUACAACAGCCUCCACAUCCCCAACAGCAGCACCAGGUUGUACGAUCACGCAGUGCGGAGUGUGUCAACAGUGUUGUGGACAUGGAUGUGUUCAGACCCUCACUGUCCCAGGGGCCCAAACCUGGACACUCAGUCCCACAUUCUGUCAAUACUUCUCCUUACAGAGACUGUUCCCAUCCAGGACCCCAACCUAACUCCUCACCCCUUGGAAGUAAAAGCAUGAGCCAACAUAGUGGAGCUGGAGCAGCCCAUGGCCAAGGUCCUGGAGUUAGCUGCUCCUUACAGAGAGAUGGUCAAAAGGUAGCGAGGAUACGCCACCAGCAGCAUGGCCGACCUGGUCCAGAUGCUCGUUCUCCUGCAGAGUUGAACCAGGGGACUAGUCAGGAACUUAAAAGAAAGAUGGACAUGUCUCCUUAUGGCUACAGCAACAACAGUGGGCAGCACCACCACCAGCAGCCCCCAGUGCCACCAUGGGCCAUGAGGCCUCCCCAACACAUUUCCCAACCUGAGGAGGAGCAGAGGAAGUCUUAUAUGGAGUUAGGGGUGACUGGUGCACAACAUUCCCAGCAGCAACAACAACAACAACAGCAGCCAGGAAUGCCACCUCCCCAGCCUCCCCCUGCACCUCCCCUCAGUCAGCAACAGCAGCAGCCGCAGCAGCAGCCGCAGCAGCAGCCGCAGCAACAACCUGAGCCCCAAGGCCCAACUCAGGGGGAGAGCAGUGCCAUGAAAAGCUUACUUAAGUAUAGCAACCAGCAGCAGCCACUGCUUCUCUCCCAGAAGAGCCCCUUUGGGGGCCUUGGAAGCCUCAAAUCAGGUGCUGCUGGAGGGAGCUGUGCCAUGCAGGGCAACAAACAAACUCUACCUUCCAGAAAGGGCCCAGCCAAUGACAAUGAGCGCUCGGACUACAGCGGGCGGGGCAGGGAUAUUGGAGACACAGGACAUGGGGAAAGCGAGGUGCGGCAACCGCCAGUAGGAAUUGCAGUGGCUGUGGCCAGACAAAGAGAGCCACCAUGUCGUUCAGCAGACGGUCAUCCAAACAGCCGACAGGGCAGGGUGCAUCCCUCAGUCAAAGGACCACCCCGCCCCAUGUAUCCCUCAGAUCCCACCGAAGAGGAGAGGAAAAGGAUGAGUGGGGAACAGUUGGGUUUGACGUGCUUGGAUAGAGAUAGAGAGGCAUAUAUCAGGGAUAAUAAGGAAAGGGUGGAGUUUGCAAGAAUCCACCCCUCCAACAGCUGUCAUGGAGACCUCACCUCUCAUCUCAUGGUCCCAGGAGGGACUUCCCUCCAGUCUGGCCAAUUAGGAGAUCCUGCUGCACAUUCUGCUCACCAUCACUGGAUGCCAAGAACUGGAAGCCCAUCCCUCUGGAUGGCAGGACACUCUUAUGCAGGAAUUGGUCAUACAGCCCUGCACCAGAAUCUACCCCCAGGUUUCUCUACAGCCAUGUCAGGCCCUCUGCAGCCAGUCCUGCCUCUGCCUCAGGACCCCUCUGCCCAGCUGGUGGUGCUGCCCUCUGAGCCUUCCAACCAUCCUGCGACACAUCACCUGGAUGUGAUGGAGCAGCCAGGGCUUUGGCCCCCUGUGUAUGGCGCCCGGGGCCCACCCUCCCACAUGCAGCAUCCUGCUGUGUACUCCCGAUCCCAGUUUCUACGGCAACAGGAGCUGUACGCUCUCCAACAGCACCAACAGCUCCAGCAUCAGCAUCAACAUCAGCACCAGAGCCACCAGUCGCAGCAACCACAACCACAGUCUCAAAACCAGCAGCAGCAGCAGCUGCAGCAGCAGCACAGAGCUGCGCAUGGCAUUGACAUUCAACAUCAUGCCUCUCAAAAUUCACAGAUGCAGAAAGGGCCGGAUGAGCCCUCCGUUGAACUACAGGAACUCAUUUCUGAACCCAGAACGUCCAAACCUGCCAAGCCCUACUCUUACAACGCACCUCGGAGGAACACCCCUCCCCCUGGGUCCUGUGCCACUCACCUGUCCCCUUGUUGCCAAUCCCCUUCACUACGGCCACAUCCCAGAAGCACUCCCUCUACACCCUGCCCUGCUCCCAGCCCUGUCGCAGCAGCCCCUCACUCGCCUGCCAUCAGCCCUGCCCCACACCAGAUACCCAAGGGGGCCGAAUCCCAGGAAAAGCGGGGAGAGGGACAGCCCCCACAGGACUACCCACAGUGUCUGGAGCCUGAUUUGCCCCCUGGAUACACCUACCCUGCAAUUUCCAUGGGCUACAGGAGCGGGCCCUCCCCCCAGGAUGUUCGACUGGCUGAGCCAGCUGAUCUGGAAUCAGUCCAAGUGGAGCCUGCUGAGCAUGCUCCCGAGUCUCUCUCAAGUCUGAGGGAUGAGCUAGAGUGCCAAGUGGUUGUCAGGCCCCUCCCAGGGCCACUCCCAUCCGAGAAAGUGGAGAAUGCAGAGGAGGAAAGAGUUGUUGAUAGAGUUCUGGAACAGCAGGAGGAGGAAGAGUUAGCAGCAGUGAGAGCAUCCAACUAUGUGCCUGGAGAGAGGGAGGUGGAGGAGCAGGGGCCCGCAGAGGAAGAAGUGCAGGUUUGCCCCCCUGCUAAGAGCCCGGUGUGCGAGGCUGCCUUGUGUCCAAUGCCGCUUUCAACAGAGGAGUCUGAAAGACCAGAAGUUGUCGUCACUUUUGAAGAGGAACAGGAUGAUGCAGUGGUUAUGGAGGAGGGCCAGGUCAACAGGACCAAAGAGCAGGAGCCAGAGCUGCCCGCCAUCAUCGAGCUCGACCCUGCUUCCCCUGCAGCUCAGCUUCACCCCUCUGCCAGUGAGGGAGCAGAGGACAGUGACCAGGAGCAAAAGACCAAGAUGACCCCUGAUGAUGCCACACUGGAUUAUGUGUCUCUUUCCCCUGCCUCAGUUUUUGCCCCAAGCCCAAACCAGGAACCUGUCACAAUGCCCACAAAACCUCUAGUCCCCUGUUACUGGAGUCUGGAAUUGCUGAUUGCAGCUGCCUUCUGCACAGAUGUACCUCCAUUUCCCUUGUUUCCUCAUAGCACCCCAUCAGUUGUCCCGUCAAAGCCCAACCCCCACCAGGGUAUGGAGCUCCUGAGUGAGCUGGCAGAUCUGGAGUUGCAACAGCAAAAGCGCGCCUGUGGAAAAAGCCAGGAAGAGGAGCUGCUGAUGUUUGACCUCCAGAGCCUUGCUACCCUGGCCACAGCCCGUGCACUGGAGAUGGGUUCUGAGGAAGUCAGCAGUUUGGGUUCAGGACGACACUUCCCCGCCCGCAGGAUACUGAAUUUACGUAGGAAAUGCAGCUGGACACCUCGCAAUGAACCAGUGUGCCCGGCCAAAGGUAGCAUGGAAACAAUGGAUGGUCCUGAGCUUGCAAUGCGUGUGAAGUUGGCUGAGCUACAGCGACGCUACAAAGACAAGCAAAAGGAGCUGGCCAAACUUCAGAGGAAGCACGAUCAUCAGAAGGAGGAAACACCCCGCAGCCCAGCCAGACGGGGACCGGGACGGCCAAGGAAGCGGAAACCUACCCCUACCUCAGGUCCAGUGUCCUCAUCGGAGGGCCAAAGAAAAGUCAAGUCGAUUGGGGCGGGGCUUGCCCUGUCGCCUGAGGACCUAGGAGGGGGCGGAGACAGCCAGAGACGGAAGAAGAGGCUGUCCAGUCGAGGCUUUGAGCGCCUCAGCAGCACACAGCAGAUAAAAGCACAGGGUUGCAGAAAAAGCAGUCUUCACAGCAUUCUCGGCUCCAAGCUGGCCGAUGAUGUGACUCAGCUCAAACAGAAAGCCCAGGGUAAAAAAAUUAUCUCAGGGACGGGCUCUAGGGAAAAGGAGAUUUCGCCUUGCAACUCCAACCCCAAGCAUGGACACAGAAGCCAGGGCUCAAGCAAACCUGAGUUCAGGCGAGAGUAUGGGGGACAAAGUGACACAGCAGCCAGUGUGGACAGUGGCCCCCAAGAUAUCUGGACUGGACUAGUGCGCCGUGGACGUAAAAAGGGAUCCACCACCCUGACACAGGGCUCCUCCCGUCCCAGGGCAAGGGUUCUCCGUGGCCAGAGGCAGGAGGCAAUGGAAGAGGGGGAGAGCAGCCCUGCAGAAAGUGACUCCUCUGAUCAAGACGACGAUGAAGAGGAAGGCAGUUAUGAUACUGACCAAGGUCAAGAGUACAGGGUCCAACACCCCAGAGAGGUCACUUCUUGCUCCUCCAUGACAGGUCCGAGUCCAUCAUCUGUUGUAAAACUAGAGGCCAACCAGAAAGCCAGGAACAAAAAACAAAGACAGGAGCUUUAUGGAUCCCAGAGUCUGUCUGGAGCAGAAGGUGAAGUCAAAAUAAGGAAAAAGCCGCCUCGUAGGGUGGGCCUGGUCUCUGCAGUCAAAAACCGGCACGAAGAUCAUCGGCCUGAAGGGGUCAGAAAGCCAUGUGGACCAAGGUCUAAGGAGCCUCGGUGGGGCAGCCUUGGGAGCAGAGGCAACCGCUACCGGAGGGGCAUGGGCCUGGCCACCUUCACGACCACAAGUGAGAGGCUAAAGAGGGCCACCCGAAAAAGCACAAUGUUGAGAGGAGCAAUCAAUAAGAGAAGAAAUUGCUGGUCAGUUGGGGCCACAUCUUCACAGACUGAGGACAGCAAGGGACGAUUGACCAAGGACCAGAAGCCAAAGGGGCGAGCUGUGAGUCGGCUGCUGGAGAGCUUUGCGGCCGAUGAGGGCUUUCAAAUGGAUGGCAGUAGCUUCUCAGAAGAAGACGAAGAGGACAGCAGCUGCUCUUACAGCAAAAAAUGCCCGGAAGUUCCCAACUGUGUCCUGACCAAAGAUCUCUUAACUGAUGGACUGAAGGUGCUGAUCUGCAAAGAGGAUGAGCUACUAUACGCUGCAAGGAUCCACACUCUGGAUCUCCCAGACAUCUUUAGCAUUGUUAUCUACGGUGAAAGAGGAAACCGCCCAAGAAUCUAUUCAUUGGAGCAGCUGCUACAGGAAGCUGUGCUGGACGUACGGCCAGAGUCGGAGGCUAUGCUCAGUGAAGGAACCAGGGUGUGCGCUUUCUGGAGCGAACGUUCACGCUGCUUAUACCCAGGCUACGUUCGCAGAGGUGGUUCAUCUGAUGAAGGGAAGCAAGGAGGAGUGAUGGUAGAGUUUGAUGAUGGAGACCGAGGCAAGAUUUCUCUCCCAAACAUCCGUCUCCUGCCUCGAGGAUACCAGAUUCGCUGUGGUGAGUCAUCCCCUGCCCUGCAAAUACCCAGUGAGACAAAAGUCAGGAGAAGUUCCAGUCUGGAGCAGGCCCCUGUCAGUGACAGACCUUCUGAUCGAUUCAACAUCAUCAAUACUUUAACAAACAGCCAAACUUUAACUGUUCACAAAAGGAGACCAGGGAGACCAAAGGGUUCUGGUAAAAAACAAAAGCAGCAGCAACAGCAGGCUGAGAAUGCCAAUAAAAAUCCUUCACCUUUCUUGGGUUGGCCUUUGUUGAGCAACAACAGGAAGAGGUCUUCCGACAACCUAUUUCAGCCUAAUGGUGCACCCAGGAAGGUCUUGAGAGGGACAGAAGAUGACUUCUUUCCCCUGUCUAGGACACAGCCAAUGUCCUCCACCCCAGCCAAAGGCCUUUUCAGCAGUAGCGCUUUUGAGGUGGACUCUUUCAGCAGCAUUGCAAAUGGCUACUCCUCUUUUUGUACUCAGUCUUCAGGGUCAGGUCCAGGUUUAUCUCAGGGCCCAAGAACUGGGCCAUAUGCCCAGAAGCGCAGGCAAGAUGACCUUGUGGUUCCAAGGAGCAGAAAGUCUGGACAAGAGUUCUUAGUCAAGUUAGAUCAUGAGGGAGUGACCUCCCCUAAGACAAAAAAUAGCAAAGCUCUACUGUUGCGAGGUGGAUCCUCUAGUGUGAGUGGUAUGCCCAGGACAGAGUCGUACUCUCACCCGGUGCUGCUGGUUAAAGACAACAAAAAGGGCGGUGCCUCCAAAGUAGAACUCCUCCUGAAAGAUACCACACCCCAAAGAAAGCCCUCUUAUUCUCUGCGUAUGGAUGAAUACGGCGACCUGGGUUUCAGCUCUCACAGAGAGUGUCACAGCUCCUACUCCGAUCUGGAUGAUGAUGAUGACGAUGACGAUGAGGAACAGAGGAGAGCUGCAGUAGCUGCAGCUUCAGGAGGACUAAGGACGGCUGGCCGCUUCCUGUCUCGCCUCUCUGUCUCCUCAUCGUCUUCUGGUUCUUCAAGCUCCUCUUCUUCAGGCUCUCUCUCUAGUUCCAGCCUGUGUUCCUCUGACAAUGAUUCCUCCUACAGCUCAGAGGAUGAAGACAGUUCUACAUUGAUGCUUCAGAGUUGUCUAUCUUCCCACCGGGGGCUCCUACAACCCUCUGAACCCUCAACUUCUUCAAGGUCGCACCAGCACUCCUUUGUGGCCAAAGCUGUGGCUGUUUCUAAUGUCAAAGGAGGCCCCCCUGACCAGGUCUCCAACAGCAAGUCCUUAAAGAGGAAAGAAUGCUCCAGCUCUACCUCUAAACCAUCAAAGGAUUUUGUAAAGAAACCUAGGAUGCUUCCGGAGGAAACCUCGUUUAUUCCAAGGCCCAAGAUGUCUGCGUUCCUUGCAGGACGACCAAUGUGGAGAUGGUCAGGAAACCCUACACAGCGGCGAGGUCUUAAGGGGAAGGCGAGGAAGCUUUUUUAUAAGGCCAUUGUGAGAGGCAGAGACACAGUAAGAGUGGGUGACUGUGCUGUUUUCCUCUCCGCUGGACGUCCCAACCUCCCAUAUGUAGGUCAAAUUGAGAACUUAUGGGAAUCUUGGACCUCUAACAUGGUGGUCAAAGUCAAGUGGUUUUACCACCCCGAAGAAACCAAGCUCGGCAAGCGGCAUCGAGAUGGCAAGCAUGCCCUGUACCAGUCGUGUCAUGAGGAUGAGAAUGACGUCCAGACAAUCUCUCACAAGUGCCAGGUAGUGAGCAGGGAGGAGUACGAGUGUCUGACUCACAAUCAGAAGCCGAACAGUACCUGCCCAGACCUAUACUACCUGGCUGGGACGUACGAUCCCACCGCUGGUCAAUUGGUAACUACUGAAGGAGUUUCAAUCCUGUGCUGAACCUCCGUGAGGACACUACUGAAGGACUCCUUUGGAGGAAGGAUACAAGCCCAUGACUUUACCAACAAGACCAUCCAGUCUGCGAAGACAACAAGGGUUUCUUGGGUAUGCCUUGUGGACCCAUGGAAAAAAGAUAUCAGGGCUGUCUGAGGUUACACACUGGAGUCUAUUGGCAUCUAACCUCUUCUUGGAAGUGAAGGGCUUGUCAAUAACUGGUUUAACCUUUCAUGAAGAAUAGAAGAAAGUCUGGGAAUCCCUGGACAUAACAAAAUUCAAUAUGUAAGGUUUUUAUCAUCUAACUAAUCGCUUUUUAAUGGAGCUAUGUGAUAGAAAGCUUCAGACAUGGUUUUAGGACUCAUGUUUCUAGCUCCUAUCAUGUGUAACCAAAGGAGGGCUGAGAGUGCAUUGAACUGUGAAAGUAUCAUGAGGCUGAGUAGUCUCUGCGGACCAAUUCUUAAAAAAGGAAGCCUUACCUAAGGGAAUGGAAACAAAAAUGAGGCAUAGGGCUUUACCUAGUCCUCUUCAUUCCAGGGAAGUUGAAAACAUGUAAAGGAUGUAAAGUUGAUGUCUGUAAAUAUUUAGAUUUUUUCCCAAUCAAGCCAUACACUUCAGUACCUCUCGCCUGUCUUAACUGUUCAGGUGUACAUUGUAUAGGUCAAUUAUUGUAUUGUUGUCUGUUGUCUAUAUGUAUAUAAAAGGUAUUUUAUAUAGGAGUUUAUUGUAUAUAUGAGAGGUAUCUUUCCAUGUUUGCGAUUGAUUUAUUUUUAUAUGGGUGUAGAAAACAUUACGUUGUUUUUCCUUAGCUUUGGGAAGUCAAGAUUGGAGAUGUUAGUGUUGCACUGCAUAUGCCCUGCUGAGACAGACAGAGCACAAACAAAGACAGAAGGAUUUAUUCUAUAACAGGACGAGACUCAAUUUCUGAGAGAGAGGGGUCAUCCUGUUUAAAAAAAAAAUAGGUCAAGUGGCUUUUUCGUAAAAGUGUUCUGUUACUUUUCAUUACUAUUGUCAUUUUAAUAAAACGUUUUUAUUUAUGCACCUCUCAGUUGGUCAUCAUCACAAGGCAGAUCCCACUGGACUGCAGUCACGGGUCAAAAAUUAUUUAAGAUAAAUGUUAUGAGUAUAAUAUUUUGACACAAUAUUUGUGUGUGAUGAGUGUCCUGGCAUCACUAUAAUCAUGUCCACACAAAUCAAUUUAGAACAAGGCCGGGUCUAUUAGUGAAAAUGUGUGAAAUUAACACAUAGUUUGUCACAUUAUGACCUACAGAAUACCAAAGUGUCUUUUUAAUAUCUUUAUUUCCUUUAUUUAAAUUUAACAUAUGUCAAGCACCUGUAUUGAACUCGAAUCAGAAAUCACUGGUAAAUUAUAGAAUACUUGUCCUCCACUAUGUACGUAUAUAUUGGCUUUGCAUUGUUACAAUGGUUUCUUGCACAUGUUCCUGCAGUUUUGUUUAGUGCAAACACGCAGCAAAAUGCCACCUGGGAAUGUGACGAUGAAGGUUAAGGUACUGACAAAGUAAGAUGUUGAGUACUGAGGAUGUGUUGGAAUUAGUCUUUUUUAGUUUCAUCAGCCAUCUGUGUCUAUUUUGUACAGUGCACGCAAAUACUCAAUGCUAACUGUGAAGGACAAUCAGAUUCACAAAGCAAUGGACAUAGAGUAGGUUCACUCAAUCUAAAAAUUACUUAUGUUUAUUUAAUUUGUGCCAAGUACAUUUUGUCUAUUUUUUGUCUUGUUUGAUAUGCAAUCCUGAGUAUUCUUUGUUGACAAAGUUUAAUUUUGUUCGCCAACAUUUUAUUUAUUGUCAUUGUUGCUGUUUGUUCAUGCCAAGAGCGCUUUAUAAGAAUGUGACAUUGUUUUUGUUGAUGUGAUGUCGCAUUUGCAUUUCUUAAAUAAAGCUGGUCUUGUAGAGGCCAUCUAGUGAAAAGAAAUAAAGCAACACUGGAUCUUCUCAUCCGGAAA
Messenger RNA from Eleginops maclovinus (Patagonian blennie), 11146 nucleotides. Its product is annotated as BAH and coiled-coil domain-containing protein 1. Lineage: Eukaryota; Metazoa; Chordata; Actinopteri; Perciformes; Eleginopidae. The record is from RefSeq and is a predicted model, not a curated record. Bases 373 to 9189 code for a protein of 2938 amino acids. The transcript has 29 exons. Gene Ontology annotation, molecular function: chromatin binding.